CGCCGCCGCGCGGAGCCGUUGGCGGCGGCCGUUGGCGGGGCGCGGGCGGGGCCGCCAUGGCGCUCUCCUUGGCGCCCCUCAAGGUCUGCAUCGUGGGCUCGGGGAACUGGGGUUCUGCAGUUGCCAAAAUAAUAGGUAAUAAUGUAAAAAAAUUGCAGAAGUUUGCUUCUACGGUGAAGAUGUGGGUGUUUGAGGAGAAUAUUAAUGGAAGGAAACUGACAGAUAUCAUAAAUAAUGAACAUGAAAAUGUAAAAUAUCUCCCUGGAUACAAGCUGCCAGAUAAUGUGAUUGCUGUCCCAAACCUUAAAGAAGCUGUACAGGAUGCAGACUUGCUGGUCUUUGUCAUUCCUCAUCAAUUCAUUCAUAAGAUCUGCGAUGAAAUCACGGGACGAAUACCCAAGAAAGCUCUUGGUAUAACUCUCAUAAAGGGAAUAGAUGAAGGCCCAGAGGGACUCAGACUGAUCUCUGACAUUAUUCGAGAGAAGGUGGAAAUCGACAUCAGUGUGCUGAUGGGAGCCAACAUUGCCAAUGAGGUGGCAGCAGAGAAAUUCUGUGAAACCACGAUAGGCAGCAAAAUCUUAGAGAAUGGCCUUCUCUUCAAAGAACUGCUGCAGACUCCGAACUUCCGAAUAACUGUAGUAGAUGAUGCAGAUACCGUUGAGCUUUGUGGUGCUCUGAAGAAUAUAGUGGCAGUAGGAGCUGGGUUCUGUGAUGGCCUUCGCUGUGGUGACAAUACCAAAGCUGCUGUUAUUCGCCUUGGCCUAAUGGAGAUGAUUGCCUUUGCCAGAAUUUUUUGCAAAGGACGAGUGUCUACUGCCACCUUCCUGGAGAGCUGUGGAGUUGCUGAUCUUAUCACAACAUGCUAUGGUGGCCGGAAUCGACGGGUAGCAGAAGCAUUUGCUAAAACUGGAAAGUCUAUUGAAGAAUUGGAGCAAGAAAUGCUGAAUGGUCAGAAACUGCAAGGACCACAGACUUCUGCAGAAGUGUAUCGCAUCCUCAAGCAGAAAGGAAUGGUGGAAAAGUUUCCACUAUUCACUGCUGUAUAUCAAAUCUGCUAUGAAGGGAAGCCUGUCAAAGAGAUGAUAUCCUGCCUUCAAAGUCAUCCAGAGCACAUAUAAAAUCAAUGAGGCCAUUGCGCUAAUGCAGCUUUCUGCCUUUCAAAUUUAUAUUUGGGUUCAAGUGGAUAUAUCUAUCAUUAAGCUUCAUACAAAGCUGCUCACUAGGCAACUGUAACAACAUGAAUGUGUCUGAGAAAAUACUUUUUUUUUUCUUUAAUGCUUUCAGCCUAGUUUGACAUAGCAUGUAGUGUUGGCUUGUUGACUGUCAUUUUGCUGGCUAAAACAACUGUUUUAAGGUAAGCAGUUCAAAACUUGCACUACGUAUAUAGUGUGUAUACACAAGCGAACUGCAUGUGUGUUCCUACAAUAUAAGACAUAAACAAUAUUUGAUUGUCUCUCAUGAAGGCCCAGUCCAAAGUCCACCGGACACAGUGGGAAGAAUCCCACUGAUUUUAAUGGAGGCUGAAUCAAGCCAGUCAUCUUGAAAUACUAGGAGUCUUUCUAUUAUAACUCAUUUUUAUUGUGCAUACAUGUUGAAAUUUGAAUGUUUUGUGUAUUUUUUAUUAUAUUCUUUUAAACAAUAUUAGUGGAAACAAAUGGUAGCAGUUAUUCAGGAGGCUACAGGGAUGUUUUAAUGAACUCCAUUGAACAAUAUCAUGAUUUUUGAAAGUCUUUCAAACUAUCAUACUAUUUUGAAACCAAUUUUUAAGUGAUUUUAAAGUUUUUAAGUAUACUGUUUUAAAGGGAAUGUGCUAGAGGGGGAUUGUUACCUCUCCUUCUGUUUUUUAAUCCUUGCAUUUUUGUAUUUCUGCAUUUCUCUCUUGCCAUUCCCAGUUGUUAUGCUCUUCUAGAAUCCCAUUCCAAAAAACAAGUUGCAGAUUUUGAGCGGGAGGUUCUGAAUCCUGGCGCUUAUGGUUUGUUUUAGGGCUGUACAUGUGAUGAUUCUUCCUUGGUAUAGUUCGGGUGGAGGAGGAUGCUCUCGGGGUAUUCCACUGCUCAAAACUGUCAUGCUGUUUUUCUAGCUUAACCGUCAGGUACAAUGUGUUGAACUGCACACAGCACUGCAAGGAAUAUUUGGGUGUUCCCUGGUAGCUCAUGCUUGUGUUGUUAAAAGGAUUGUACAUUAGUAUGCUGAGUGCAUUCAUUUCAGUGCCUGCCAGUGGCUGACACGUCAGCUGGACUACCAGCCUGCACAGAGAAAUGAUGAGUUCUGAUGCUGCUCUUUAAUUUGAAAAAAAAAAAAAAAUUAGCAGGUGCUGGUUCAAGUCCUCUGUGACCAAGCCCUGAAAGCUUCUCAAAGGCAUCUCUCUUUUAUUCCCAGGUACCUCAGCUGCUUUUUUUUUUUUUUUUUUUUUUUUUUUUUUUUUUUUUUAUAAAGACAUUUUUGCUCUAUCAGGGAGGUUAAUUUGAUUUAUUAUUGUAUUAUUGGAGAAUUUGUGAUGCUCAACUGUCAAGUCAGCACUGGAUUGUGAUUUUUUUGUUCAUUUGUUUGUUAACGAGGCUGAUGCAAGAGAAGACAGAUGGAUGAAGUAUUUUGUCUUGCUUUUCUUUACAAACAUCAAAAAAAGUGUGCAGUUUGUAUAGUAAGCUGUAAACUUUUUGGUAAAUUAUAUGCCAGGCACAUAAAGAGUGGACUCAUUCUUGCAGCUGGGAGACGGGGGUUAGCAUUGAGUUUCACAGAGCUUAACACUAGGCCAGUCACAGGAAUUUGCAUCUGGUCUGAACAUCUACUCCAAACUUCUGAGCCCUAUCAGAAGUAAUUACCUUAUUUUCAGUGUUCUUGGUGAUGCCGGAAAUUGCAAGCACAAACCUUUCUGAAGCUUUGCUAUGUCAUUCACAACUUGCUAAAACAAAGAGGAUGCCUUGGAAUCAUUAUUAUCCAUACUUGAAUAGCUUGGAUCACCCAGGAAUAAGCAAGUGUUGGGGCAGUUUUGUAUAGACAAGAAGAUGCUUCAGCUCAGGGGUGCCAUUUCUUGAGCUCCUGUGGAGUUUUGCAGUAGUUCAGGAAGAUCAUGUGAAUGUCAUCAGAUAUUCAGGGAAAUUAAAGGUUAUUUUGCCUUAUUUCUGCCUUCUGAUUUAGUACUAAAUAUAAUAGAGAUGGCCAGAAGUUAAGUGAUAUCAGACAUUUGUGGAAAUUGGAGAAAUGACUGGUAGAGCUGAUGUGGAGAAAGCACUCUGCUUAGAUAGUCAAAAAAUGUUUUAAGAUUGCAGGCUUUGUUACAGUAAUGCACACAUGGAGCAUACACUCCUUGUUACAGCAUAAUUUCCAGUGUGUCUGCUUAUGUUUUGUUGUUGUUGUUUUAAUACCAAGCUGAUUGGCUUUGCCUUUAUAGAUAUAUGCAUAUAUAUAUAAUUUUUUUUUACACACAGUAUAUAGAACGAUAGUAUUUUUAAGAUAUAUAAAGGGCUAUGUGAGCUAAAUGUGAUAAAUUAAUAUAUAUUUUAAGAUGAUUUCUGUAUUAUUCCACUGAAACCCUAAAUCUUAGUUGCUGCUCUUUUGUACAGAAGCCUGUUCAGUAGGAAAUCUGGAGAAAGGCUUUCUAUGGGACUUUCUUUCAGACUGUGAAUGAUAUUCUUUUCAGACAAGAAAUGGUUUCAGUAACAACAAUAAUUUAUUUUAUUUUCUAUAGGUAUUUCACCAUUUGUACUUGCUUGUCAGUACUGGAGAACAUUCAGCUUGGCAUUGUGUUUUUCCCCCCUAAUAUUUACUGCUAAUUAUGAAACUCUGAUAUGAUCCUGAACUGAACGAUUAGAAUUCUGUUCAACAAAUGCUCUGUUUUGCCUAGUACUGGGAUAGUCUUACUGAAAACAUUAACCCCUGCAUACCAUUUUUGCAUCCAGGCUCCUAAAUUUGUAACUACUGAUCAAUUACUGAACAUUAAUCACUAAGGAAUUACAUUAUCUUUUAAUGUUAUGUACUCAUGGCCCUUGGCAUGUGUACUUUUUUAUUUAAAGGUACUCAUUUGAAAAAUUAGUACAAAUAAACAUUUUGUCUUGAGAAUCA
Molecule: messenger RNA, 4062 nt
Organism: Rhea pennata
Lineage: Eukaryota; Metazoa; Chordata; Aves; Rheiformes; Rheidae
Gene: GPD1L
Product: glycerol-3-phosphate dehydrogenase 1 like
Exons: 8
Coding region: 57-1118 (353 amino acids)
Biological process (GO): glycerol-3-phosphate catabolic process; carbohydrate metabolic process
Cellular component (GO): glycerol-3-phosphate dehydrogenase (FAD) complex; cytosol
Molecular function (GO): protein homodimerization activity; glycerol-3-phosphate dehydrogenase [NAD(P)+] activity; NAD binding
Source: RefSeq, a predicted model, not a curated record